UCAUGCGUGUCUGUUAGUUAGAGGAGAAUGUCACGAGUAGUUACUCUGUGGAGGACGUCAAAUCCUUGACCUUACCAAUGUGGCUGAAUCAGAGUUCUACAAAUACUUCCUGAUAAUAGUGACGUGAAGACAGAUGAACCCAGUAGUAAUGUUGCCCUUGUAAACAGAAGCAGCGUUGCAGUGACUCGGUUUUCAGCGUGCAUGUGUGCCUUCGAUAAUCAGGGGAAUUUGUAUCUGUGCGUAUACUUUGUUGAUAAGAGAGUACAAGAUUGUCGUAUAAAUAUAUCCGGUAUGACCGCUGCAAGAUUAUGAAGACGAAUCAAAGAGCGUACCCACUGCAAGAUGAAAUAGCCUGUCAUAAACUCCACCGUGCAUUAGUGUAGGUUUACGUUAUACGAUUCAUUAGCCUGAUUGCCGGUGCGUUUGGUCAGAACAGGUCCUUGCCAGUGUCGUGUGUUUCACAUAUGGCAUUGACACGAUAGCCUAGCAUUAGCCUGCAACGUUAGUUUUACCCGUCUGUCGUCCCUAAUGGAUACUCGUCAAGAUAAACAGACAAAGGUCCCAAAGUGGCCGCGGAUGACAAAGUUCACUUUGUCUGCAUGUGCAGCUUCGGUUGCUGAACUGGUCACAUUCCCGCUGGAUCUGACUAAAACAAGGCUACAGGUGCAAGGCGAAGCAGCCCUCCGGCGUGCUGGCGUCGCGUCCACCACCCAGCCUACCUAUAGGGGUAUGAUCCGCACGGCCAUUGGCAUCGUACAAGAGGAGGGACCUUUGCAACUGUGGCGAGGCGUCACACCAGCAAUCUAUAGACAUGUUGUGUAUUCUGGUGGACGGAUGCUGGCCUAUGAGCAGCUCAGGGAGUCUGUGCUGGGGAGAAACACAGACGGAAGUUUCCCCCUCUGGAAAGCAGCGAUGGGGGGCAUGUUAGCCGGCGCCUUGGGCCAGUUCCUGGCGAGCCCCACGGACCUGGUGAAGGUCCAGAUGCAGAUGGAGGGGAGACGCGCUCUGGAGGGAAAGGAACCCAGAGUGCGCGGUGUUCACCACGCCUUCAUGAAGAUCUUCUCCGAGGGCGGCGUCCGGGGCCUCUGGGCAGGAUGUGUACCCAAUGUCCAGCGAGCUGCCCUGGUCAAUCUAGGAGAUCUCACCACGUAUGAUACUGUGAAGCACUUUCUACUGAGAAAUACCCCAGUGGAAGACAACAGCAUAUGCCACUCACUGGCCAGCAUCUGCUCUGGCUUGGUGGCUGCUACCAUGGGAACGCCAGCUGAUGUGGUCAAGACAAGAAUCAUGAACCAGCCCAGAGAUCCGCAGGGAAGGGGCCUCUUGUACAAGUCUUCCAUUGACUGCCUGAUCCAGUCAGUGAGGGGAGAAGGGUUCUGGUCGCUUUAUAAAGGCUUCCUACCUACCUGGAUGAGAAUGGCUCCCUGGUCCAUGACCUUCUGGUUGACCUUCGAGCAGAUUCGGAAGACCAUGGGUAUCUCCUCAUUCUAAAGCAUGCUGCCAAACUAGAAGCUUAUUUUUAACACGAAAUACCUCGUAGACAACACAGCAGGCCAUCAGUCUUUCAAACCUGGAAGACAAAGGGACCCCAGCCUUCAAUUCUCUUGUAAAUGUGUGUAUAGCUGUCUAUGAGAAGGACAUUGAAACAGGGGCAAUAAAGUGGCCAAAUGCAAA
This is a messenger RNA of Clupea harengus (Atlantic herring), 1674 nucleotides long. RefSeq names its product solute carrier family 25 member 27 (gene slc25a27). Lineage: Eukaryota; Metazoa; Chordata; Actinopteri; Clupeiformes; Clupeidae. The record is from RefSeq and is a predicted model, not a curated record.